GUUAUUGUAUUUUAUUUUAUUUUUAAAAAAAUGGUUCGUCCGGAGGAUGAGCACGAGAAGCAGCGGCAGCACUGCUGCAUAUCCCACGAAUUUUACAGAGCAGCUAGCAAAAACCCGGAAAAGAUAGCCGUUAUCCAUGCAUCAUCAUCUAAACCGUCAGCUGGUGGGGUCCAGAUUGACAGAGAGUUGAUCGGUGGUGGGAAUCCUCCGGUGUAUAAAGGCGACCAGUGUUUCACUUUCGGUACCCUUUUAGCGUCCGUUGAUUGUCUCAGUUUUCGUUUACGUUCCAUUCUUGAGGGUGCUGAUGAUCCUUACUUGGUUAAAUCCCAACCCCCAGGUGAUAAUGGCAAGCAUACUGUGCCUGUUCAAACGUCUGAGGCUUCGUUAACUUUCAUGCAAGAAGUUGGUCGACAUACUGAACUUGAGAAUACGUAUAUACCAAAGAUAGUAGGGCUUUUUAUGCCGCCUUCAGUGGAAUACGUAAUUUCUGUUCUUUCUGUUUUAAAGUGUGGGGAGGCUUUCCUGCCUCUAGAUCCUUCAUGGCCGAGAGAUAGAAUUUUGUCGAUUGUGGAUUCUUCAAAUGCUGCUCUUGUCAUUGCGUGCGGGUCUUCAUUUGGAAAAAGUGGUUGUGAGCCACUUGAUCAAUCACAUUGGCUCUUAGAAUGCAGUAGUUGUCCUGUCUUGUGCUUUUCUAUGGAGGAAAGUUCUGAAAAGAAUAACAUAGAAUCAAGUUUUGGAUGGCCUUGUGAAAAUGAAAGAAAAAGAUUGUUCAGUUAUUUAAUGUACACUUCAGGGUCUACUGGAAAUCCUAAAGGUGUAUGUGGCACAGAACAAGGUCUUUUAAAUCGCUUUCUAUGGAUGCAAGAACUGUAUCCCAUGCAUGGAGAGGAACUGCUGUUAUUCAAGACAUCAAUAAGCUUUGUUGAUCACCUGCAAGAAUUUCUUGCUGCUUCUCUUACUGCUUGUACACUGGUUGUACCUCCUCUCACUGAGUUAAGACAAAAUGUUUUUUCUAUCAUUGAGUUUCUUGAGGCUUACAGUAUUAAUAGGCUCACUGCUGUUCCAUCACUUAUGAGGGUGAUCCUUCCUGCCAUGCAAAGUCAACAUGAUAAUCUGAUUUCAAGUUCGCUAAGGUUGUUAGUUCUAAGUGGUGAAGUCCUACCUUUAGCCUUGUGGAACAUGCUUUCCAGUUUAUUACCCAAGACCUCUGUUCUGAAUUUGUAUGGGAGCACGGAGGUAUCCGGAGAUUGUAUGUAUUUUGACUGCAAGAGGUUGCCAUCAAUUUUGGAGGUGCAGACACUAACAACUGUUCCAAUUGGUUUGCCCAUUUCUAAAUGCAGUAUUGUACUUAAUGGUGAAAACAGUAAUCCUAAUGAGGGAGAAAUAUACGUUAGAGGUCUCUGUGUUUCUAUUGGAUACUUUUCUGAAAACGCUAUCAUACCUUUGAACAAUGCAAAGUUGCACCAGAAUUCACUUUGUAAGUGUUCUAUGGAAGCUUGUGGAAGUCAAGUAUAUUUUAGGACUGGUGAUUUUGCUCACCAGCUACCAAGUGGUGACUUGGUUUUCUUGGGGAGAAAGGACCGUACUGUAAAAGUUAAUGGCCAACGCAUUGCUCUGGAAGAGGUAGAAAAUACAUUAAGGGGGCAUAAUGAUGUUAUUGAUGCUGCUGUUAUUUCUCAUAAGGAUCAGGGCGAAGAUGCACUCAUUGUAGCAUUCAUAUUGCUAAGAGAGAAGGAAGAGUCGGGUGAAAUGUUUAAAACAUCCAUCAGAAACUGGAUGAUCAGCAAACUUCCUACUGCAAUGGUUCCUACUCACUUUGUCUUUGUGAAAUCUUUGCCAAUGUCUGCCAGUGGAAAAGUUGACUAUACAGUAUUAGUGGAGUCAAUAUUGUCCAAAAGUCAUGUUCAAGAUGAGAUUAGUAACACUGGGCCUAGCAAUCUUAUGCAAGUUAUAAAAAAGGCAUUUUGUGAAGCUUUGAUGGUUGAAGAUGUUUCAGAUGAUGAUGACUUCUUUAUGAUAGGUGGUAACUCCAUCGCUGCAGCACAUGUUUCUCAUAAUCUUGGGAUUGAUAUGAGAUUGCUAUAUACCUUUUCAACUCCAGCUAAGCUUCUAAUUACUCUUGUGGAGAAAAAGGGAUCAAAGAAUACAAAUUUUAGAAUUAAGGAUAAUGCAGAAUUGAUUAUACAACCAGACAAGGGGAGUGCAUAUUCUUCUGUUGAAUCUGAAACUCCUGAUCCCCUUGGCUCAAAGUUACAAAGAACAUUAUCAUGGACCCUUUAUGAAAGGAAUGAUGAUCAAGCUGUUAGGUCUAAACGAUUGAAGGUGGAUUCAAAUAAAUAUUAUAUUCUGGAUCCUGUUCAUUUAUUCAAUGGAUAUCCAUGGAAUUCUACAUCAAUACUCAAAUCAUGUUCAUUUAGCCGCUGCAACAAGGUUAUGCGUGCAGGUGAAAAUGAGGUUAAUGAUACUUGGCAAGUAGCACAGUCAGUAGAAGUUCCAAGAACUAGAACAGGAUAUAUGCAAGAAUUGUGGAAAGUUCACAUGGAGUCCUGUGUUGAUGCCUCACCACUCAUUGUGUUUAAAGAUUCUGAUAUUUAUUUAUUUGUUGGAUCUCACUCACAUAAGUUCCUCUGUGUUAAUGCCCAAAGUGGUUCUAUCCAGUGGGAAACCAGACUACAAGGACGAGUUGAAGGGUCUGCAGCAAUUGUUGGUGACUUCUCUCAGGUGGUUGUUGGAUGCUACGAUGGGAACUUAUAUUUUCUUGAAUUUUUAAAUGGCAACAUCUGUUGGACUUUCCAUACAUCAGGGGAGGUGAAAUGCCAGCCAAUCAUGGACAAUCAUAGGGGAUUGAUCUGGUGUGGGUCACAUGACCGUAACUUAUAUGCUCUUGAUUAUAGAAAUCGUUGCUGUGUAUGUAAGCUUCCUUGUGGUGGUAGUAUAUUUGGGUCACCAGCAAUUGAUGAGGUACAUCAUGCUCUUUACAUGGCAUCUACUAGUGGGCGUGUGACGGCUAUAUCAAUUAAGGAGUUGCCAUUUUGUACUUUGUGGUCAUAUGAGCUGGAAGUGCCAGUAUUUGGGUCUCUUUCCAUCAGUCCACGACAUGGAUAUGUAAUUUGUUGCUUGGUGGAUGGGCAUGUUGUUGCUUUGGAUUCAAGUGGAUCCAUUGUUUGGAAGAGGAGAACUGGUGGUCCAAUAUUUGCUGGAGCUUGCAUAUCUUAUGCACUUCCUUCGCAGGUGCUAAUUUGUUCCAGGAACGGAAGUGUUUAUUCCUUUGAAAUGGAAAAAGGUGAACUACUCUGGGAAAUAAAUGUUGGAGAUCCAAUCACUGCAUCUGCUUAUGUUGAUGAGAACUUACAGCUGAUAUCAAACCCCACCAUUUCAGUUGACAGAUUGGUUUGUGUUUGUACUAGCUCGGGAAGCAUACUUUUGCUUCGAAUAAGCUUGGAUGAAGGAAAGGGUAGUCAUCAAAGAAAAUAUAUGGUGCAGGAAUUUGUAAGGCUUAAGCUAGAAGGGGAUCUGUUUUCUUCACCUGUGAUGAUAGGGGGCAGGAUUUUUGUUGGUUGCAGGGAUGAUUAUUUGCACUGCAUAGCUGUUGAAACCCAAGAAUCAGUUGGAUAAUAAUAAGGUUUUUGUUUGAUAUUCUCUUCCCAAAUAAUAGGUUUGUGCAAUCAGCUAUCAUAAAUUGUCCUAGUAAUAAAUACAAAUUUUCUCGAUAUUACAUAACUAGCAACGUUCUUAAUAAAGUUUAUGAAGAUUCUGCCACA
Molecule: messenger RNA, 3761 nt
Organism: Theobroma cacao (cacao)
Lineage: Eukaryota; Viridiplantae; Streptophyta; Magnoliopsida; Malvales; Malvaceae
Product: AMP-dependent synthetase and ligase family protein
Biological process (GO): amino acid activation for nonribosomal peptide biosynthetic process
Molecular function (GO): protein binding
Source: RefSeq, a predicted model, not a curated record